AUGGUGACUGUCCGCACACCUGGCGCACCAAGCAAGGGACAGUGGUGUCUCCUCCUCAGUCAGGAGAGCCGGGUCCCAAGGGCCAAGAGGCUGGGCAGCGGAUGGUCCCUCUGCCAACGGCGUCCUGUGUACCUGGACGGCGAGCGAGCGAGCGAGGGUGGCAGCUGGGUGAGGAAGGUGCUGCUGGAGAAAGCGGAGUGUGGCGCCCGGCGGGUGAGAGCCGGUGGCAUGGUGAGCCCCACCGUGAGUGGCCAGAAGGGCCCCAUGGAGCUGAAAUCGCUGGCCAUGGUGCUGACCAUGCUUUGGCCUUGGUGCCCUGAGGACUGGGAUGAAAGUGAACUCCAGGACUCUCUGGAGUUGGCCCUGCAGCCUGUGGGCCACUUUACUGUGCUGGGAAAAGUGUUCCAAGGAGAGGAGGGUCAUGCCACUGUGGCCCUGGUCAGGCUCGAGGAACUCAGCUAUGCUAUGGUCUCCAGGGAAAUCCCAGGCACCAAAGGCUCCUUGAACAUGGACUUUGUGCCCUAGAGGUCGGGUGAGGAGUUUCUAGGUCCAGAGUUCCACUUGCUAGAGCAACAGGGGCAGAUGGCCAGUGUGGCCGGUGCUCUGCAUAUGAAUCAGCCAGGGCUGUGCUGGCUCUGAUCCGUGAGUCAGGUGAUCCACUUUGCCUGAGAAGGUGAGGGAUAGUGCCUGGGUGUUUGUUCCCGGAGGGAGCUGCGCCCUGGAGAAGGGUCCUUGGAGGCCUGGUUAGACCACACCACUGAUGUGCUGCCUGUGUGGCAGGAAGUCUCGGAAAGGGAGAGCAAGAGGAAGCUGAUGGAAGGCUUGAGUGGGGUUCCCCAGCGGCUGUUGCACAGGCUCCUGGCCGAGAAUCCCCAGGACUACCCGGCAGCCCUGAUCUGGGUGUUUGGAGACAAAGGGCCCAGGCCAGCCAUCUGACCCAAGUGUUUCACUGCUCAGCAGCAGUCAGGUGAGCAUCUCUCAGCCUCCGUGUUGCGCCUGGAAGUCAUGCUGCAGACAAAGCCAUCCCUGAAGGGCCCUGGCCCUGGCCUCUGCAGAUUGUGGGCAUUCCGCUCCUGGCUCCCAGCACUGGGCUAUUCAGACACUGCUGCCACCAGCACUUCACAUGCCUGUCUGUCUGGCCUGCACGUGGUGACAUAG
Messenger RNA from Cavia porcellus (domestic guinea pig), 1158 nucleotides. RefSeq names its product PNMA family member 6A. Lineage: Eukaryota; Metazoa; Chordata; Mammalia; Rodentia; Caviidae. The record is from RefSeq and is a predicted model, not a curated record.